GCAAUGGGAGGGCAUGCACUCAAAGAGUUGAACCAAAACUUGCUUUGGUUGUGGUGGAGUUGCCAAGUGAAGCUUUUAUGGAGGAUUGGGAACCUACUGAGAGCUCAUUUAUGGUCUUAAAAGCACCAGGGAUGAAUGUGCUCAAGGUUUCUUUAAGUAAACCACAUGAAAGACUAGCAGAUGGUGUCUCAGUCUGGGAAUGGUCAGGCUCUGCAUUGGAUGAAGGAGAUGAAGCAUCACAGUGGUUUUCAGAUUUUCUAGGGAAGCCCUACCGUCUAGUUCGUUUUAAUACUGCUUCAGAAACUAGGCAUGUGGAUCCUAAAUAUGCUCCUGGACACAAAGUCUUAUUUUCUGACAUGUCUCCAUACAUGCUGUUGUCUCAGGUUGGUCUAGUUGAGAAUUGUUAAGUAAGUUUCCUUUGCUUUCACAUAGAAUUUUAAAGGUGGAUCU
Messenger RNA from Juglans microcarpa x Juglans regia, 450 nucleotides. RefSeq names its product mitochondrial amidoxime reducing component 2-like. The transcript has 3 exons. Lineage: Eukaryota; Viridiplantae; Streptophyta; Magnoliopsida; Fagales; Juglandaceae. The record is from RefSeq and is a predicted model, not a curated record. The coding region runs from base 78 to 407 and encodes 109 amino acids.